Messenger RNA from Aspergillus tanneri, 1536 nucleotides. Its product is annotated as cytochrome P450. The coding region runs from base 1 to 1536 and encodes 511 amino acids. The record is from RefSeq and is a predicted model, not a curated record. The transcript has a single exon. NCBI's taxonomy places the organism in Eukaryota, Fungi, Ascomycota, Eurotiomycetes, Eurotiales, Aspergillaceae. Gene Ontology annotation, molecular function: monooxygenase activity; oxidoreductase activity, acting on paired donors, with incorporation or reduction of molecular oxygen; heme binding.
AUGAGCCUCUUCUUCGCCAUCUUCUUGUUCGCUAUAUUUAUUUUUCACAUUUGUAUGAAAAAGUCGAUAUCCUUGCCUCCAGGUCCUCAUCCACUCCCAGUUAUUGGCCAUAUACAUCUUAUUCCUGAUUUGAAUCCUUGGAAGACAUUCCAAAAAUGGCACAAGCAAUAUGGACCGAUCUUCAGCCUUCGUUACGGCUGGAGAACCGUAAUCGUAAUCGGGUCCCACCAAAUCGCCCACGAUCUCCUUGAUAAACGAAAUGAAAACUAUAAUUCUCGACCGCGGUUUGUUAUUGGAGACGAAUGCAUGAGUAAAGGCCUGCGCUCCGUAUAUUUGCCAUACGGCAAAAAGUGGAAAAGAUACAACCAUGUCCAUGUGUCUCUUCUCAGCCCACGACUCGUUCCCAAGUACCGGAUCUUCCAGGACCUCGAGAGCAAGCAGCUUCUCUACAACAUGCUCCACACCAAUGACUUUGCAUCUUGCUUUCAUCGCUAUUCAGCCAGCUUGAUAUACACGUUGGCUUAUGGUCGCCGUCUAUCUUCUAGCGCUACAUUCGAAGUGCAGGAGAUCAAGGAGAUAUCGGGAAAUGUAUCUAAUAUACUUCACAGCAAGGUCAGCUUACUUGUGGAAGCAUUUCCGGUGUUGAAUCUUCUCCCUCGACCGAUGGCUAGAUGGAGAGCUGUCGGCGAUUUGAGUUAUAAGAGAGCUGCAGAUUUUGUGAAACGAAAUAUGAUGAAUGCGGAAGAGGCCAGAUCGUGGAAUUGGGUCAAGGAAAUCGUCUCCUCGCCUGAAUCAAAAGCUUUCACCUCCAAUGAACUUGCUCACGCUGUUGGAAUAUUGUUCGAAGCUGGCAGUGACAGCACGCCCAAAGUUCUAGAGGUUUUCGUGCUAGCUUGUGUACUGUUCCCUAAUAGAGUAUCUCGAGCUCAAGAAGAGAUCGACUGGGUAGUUGGGCCAGAAAAACUGCCUGCUUUCUCCGACAAAGAGUCACUGCCUUACAUCAACGCAUUUGUCAACGAAGUGCUACGAUGGAGGCCUAUUACGCCCGGAGGCGUUCCACAUGCCACUCUUUCUGAGGACUUUUAUAUGGGUUAUCGCAUACCAAAGGACGCAAUAAUUGUACCUAGUCAUUGGUCCCUAGACUUGGACGACGGUACUUUUCAGGACCCCUUUGAUUUCCAGCCAGAGAGGUGGAUAAGAAACCCACAUUUACCGCUCAGUUCGUUCGGCUUUGGACGCCGUACCUGUCCAGCACAAAAACUUGCUCGCAAUUCACUCUUCAUCGUUAUGGCUCGUCUCCUUUGGGCGUAUAAUAUUUCCUAUUGUUACGAGAAUGGCAAAAGAGUAGAAGUGGAUCCAUGGGAUAUGACACAGGGGUCUCUUUCAGGGCCCUCGCCCUUCAAGGCCUCAUUUGAAAUUCGCAGUCCAGAGAAGCAAAUUUUGGUAGAGAGGCAGUGGGUCUCGACGGAAAAGGACGUUGAAGUCCUUAUGAACGAGGCUGAAAAGGAAUCUACUAUUUUUGGCAAUCUCAAUUAA